GCAAUUUCUUAUUUAUUCCCAUCCGGACUAAGCGAUCCUCUCGCGCAACCAGUAAUGAAACCUCCAGAGGAGGUGAUGCCGAAGUUUCAUAAAUUGUCAUUUGACGAUGAAGGUCGACCGUGUGGCACACUAUUUUACACGAUCAAACCAAAAUUUUAUCAGCUUCUAUCGGAUAUCGCAUUGAAAACGAGCCGUUUGAAGUUGUAUGAACAUGAGCAAAUCCUGAAAAAUAUCAAAACAACACCGCCACAAGAAUUAAUCUUAUCUGGUAGCGCUUGGUUGCCAAAGGAAGACAUGAACAAAAAGCUUGAAGAAACAAUAUCCGAUGAAAUGUAUACGAAUCUGAUAAUGGCGUUCGAUUAUUUAUGCUCAUUACCGUUCUCAUCAAUGGAGCGUGACUUCAUAUUUGAGUAUCGAAUGCCAAUUGCUAGUGGCGCCGGAUCUCGAUUGUUUGGACCUGAGAUUCCCAAAGUGGAGGUGAUUCCCGAGACGAACCGACGUAUCGCACGUUCAGAAACAACCGUGAAAACAACGAAAGCCCUCGUAACGGUUUCUGACGCGGGUACAGGCAAAUACACUGUGAAUGGUCACGGUAUCGACGAAUUUAGAUCACUUCAAGCCAGAGAGGUAUUUUUGGCACCAUUGAUCGUAGCCGACGUACUCGGAAUGGUUGAUAUCUCGGCAGUGGUGCAAGAAGGGCCAGGCGGUGUUUCGGUGAUACCUCGAGUGGUGAGGCAUGGUGCAGCGUUGGGCAUUGCUGCUCUCUAUCCAGAACAUUCGGAAAAACUUCGUUUAGCUGGUCUUUUAACGCGCGAUCCACGAAGACGUGAACGUUCUAAGGUGAAUCAACCGGGUGCACGUGCCAAAUGGAUUUGGUUCGUUUUUGAAGAAUUCAGCAUUUAA
This is a messenger RNA of Anisakis simplex (herring worm), 903 nucleotides long. Lineage: Eukaryota; Metazoa; Nematoda; Chromadorea; Rhabditida; Anisakidae. The record is from the annotation of a GenBank genome assembly.